Messenger RNA from Anisakis simplex (herring worm), 1068 nucleotides. The record is from the annotation of a GenBank genome assembly. Lineage: Eukaryota; Metazoa; Nematoda; Chromadorea; Rhabditida; Anisakidae.
AUGACUGUACUACAGGCGUGCGGCAAGCAACCUGAGCAAAAACGAAAGCAUUUCGUGACGACGGUUGAUAAGGUGGCAUUGGAAUCAAUUGACGGUAUUGCCGAUCUUCAUGAUAUUGGAUAUUUACAUAGAGACAUAAAACCGCAAAAUUUUUCCGUUGGUGCAUUCGAUAAUGCCACAGUGUUACCUCGUUCGAAGGUGCCUUUCAUGGGUACCAUUCGUUACGCAUCCCGUACGUGUCACCGUCAGAAAGAACAAUGUCGAAGAGAUGAUUUAGAAUCGUGGUUAUAUAUGGUGUUUGAAUUCUUCGAUCACAAAGCAUUGCCUUGGGUCAAAGUAGUCAAUCGGAAUUGUUCGACGUUCAUAAAUCUUGGACUACAAAUAAUCGAAGCAGUUGCCGAUCUGCACGAUCUAGGUUAUAUUCAUCGAGAUGUAAAACCACAGAACUUUUCGGUUGGAGUUCGAGAAAAGGCCAAUACGAUAUUUUUACCUGAUUUCAGUAUAGUUCGAAAGUAUAGGAUUGAUGGAUGCAAUUUGUUGAGAAUGCCUCGCGCACAUGUGCCCUUCUGUAAAACGGUGCGUUACGCAUCACGCAACUGUCUUCAUUCAAGAGAACAAUCGAGACGUGAUGAUCUCAAAUCGUGGAUGUAUAUGCUCAUUGAAUUCCAUGAUCCUUGUGCGCUUCCGUGGGCGAGGAAGACUGAUAAAGAACUGGUUCUGAAGUUGAAAGAAAAAUUCUUCAGGGGCAAACGCGCGUUCCAGAGUAUUCUAUCAUUGCCGGAACAGUUUUCAUUCGUUCAUCAUCCACAUGUUUCACUUGAGUGUUCGGAUAUUCAAACGGAUGCAUGUAAUGUGAUAAAUAAACAGAUAUUUCAAGGUCCUCAAUUUGUGACGGAAUUACCCGAUGAGAUUGACAUGGUGAUUGGUUACAUUGAUUCGCUGAACUAUCCAAGCCAGCCGGAUUAUGAGCAUCUAAAAGAGUUGUUACGGUUGUUCGCGAAAAGACGAAAAGUAGAUUUAUCUCGGAGGUUCGAUUGGCAACCAGAUAUGUCAUGUGAAAAUUUGAGU